AUGGGCACACGCAGCUCGUCAAUCGUGCCUCUGUGCCUGCUGGUGCUGGUCGCUCUCGUGGCCGCCGCUUCCGCCCUUGGCCCCAUCGCCUUCACGGGCCAGGGCGUCAUCCAGGGCAAGUGGGCCAACCAGGUCCAGCAGUUCCUGGGCGUCCCCUUCGCCGCGCCGCCCGUGGGCGAGCUGCGCUUCAAGCCGCCCGUGCGGUCCGACUCGUGGAACGGCGUCCGCAGCGCUACCGCGUUCGGCCCCAACUGCCCUCAAAACGGCCUGGCCGGCGUUCAGCCGCUGCCCAACCAGAGCGAGGACUGCCUCUACCUCAACAUUUGGGCUCCUCUGCUGGCCAAUGCCGGUAGCAACCUGCCCGUGAUGGUGUUCCUCCACGGCGGCGGCUACCAGACCGGCUCCGGCGCGCAGCCGGUGACCGACGGCUCGGUGCUUGCGGCCACCACCAACUCGAUCAUCGUCACGGUCAACUACCGUCUGGGCCUCUUGGGCAUGCUCGCCCACCCGGCGUUCCUCGAGGAGACCGGCACCUUCGGAAACUACAACAUCAUGGAUCAAGUCCAGGCACUGCGCUGGGUUCAGGAAAACAUCGGGUUCUUCGGUGGUAACCCGUCGGCGGUGACCCUGGCCGGCCAGUCGGUGGGCGGCAUCAGCGUGGCGAUCCACUUGGUCUCACCCCAGUCGCGCGGCCUCUUCCAGCAAGCCAUCAUCGAGAGCGCCGUGACUAGCAGCCUCACCAACCAGAGCUACGUCGGCGCGCAGGGCAACACCCUGGUCGCCGCACUCAACUGCAGCACCUCCUCCAACGCUGCCAUCCGCGCCUGUCUCCGCGCCGCCAGCCCGGCCACCCUCCUGAACCUUCAGAGGACUGUACAGCCCGCUCCGGCCAGGCCCUCGGUCGACGGCAUCGUCAUCCCCGACCAGCCCCUCGCCCUGCUGCAGAAGGGCUACUUCGCCCGCGUCCCCGUGCUGGCCGGCAACAACCGCAACGAGUCCACCGUGUUCCGUGCCAACGCUCUUUCGUACUUCAACGGCGUGUACCCGAUUAACCAGACCUACUUCAACCAGUUCAUCAGCAACGCGGCCCAAUUCGGCCCCAACUUCGCGUCUGUGGUCGACCAGCUCUACCCAGCCUCGUCCUACCCGACCGUCUUCGCCCGUCUGGCCGCCAUCGAGGGCGACCGCGACUACACGUGCCAGGUGCGCCACUACCUGGACCUCAUGAACGAGGCCGGCGCUUCCGACCUCUACCUCUACGAGCUCCGUCGUGCUCUGCCCUACACCAACCCGCAGACCUUCCUGGGCUCGUUCCACUCGACUGACUUGAACUACAUUUUCGGCACGUCGUGCAUCAGCGACUUCUGGCCCUACGGCCCGCCCACCUGCCUCACUGGCACCGCCCCCCAGUUCUGGGCGGCGGGCAGCGUCGACUACCAGCUCUCGCGCCAGGUCAUGACCCUCUGGGGCAACUUCCUCUGGAACGGCACUCCCGGUGCGUUCUGGCCCACCUACGACACGACGACCAAGGCCCUGCAGGUGAUCAACGUCAACCCGUUCCUGCAUGUCGAGUACAACCUGGCCUCGGCCCAGUGCGCCUACUGGGACAACCUGGUCGUGUUCUGCGGCGACGGCAUCUGCAACAACGGCGAGAACCGCGUGUCGUGCCCGAGCGACUGCAACACCUGCCCGUAA
This is a messenger RNA of Acanthamoeba castellanii str. Neff, 1695 nucleotides long. Its product is annotated as carboxylesterase superfamily protein. The record is from RefSeq and is a predicted model, not a curated record. Lineage: Eukaryota; Discosea; Longamoebia; Acanthamoebidae. The coding region runs from base 1 to 1695 and encodes 564 amino acids. Gene Ontology annotation, molecular function: cholinesterase activity. The transcript is spliced from 7 exons.